UUUAAAUCGCUUAUGUGUGUGUAGCUCACUAUUUUUUUCUCACUACAUUUCUCGUUUUUAUCUCUGAGCUUUCUAGCUUCUCAAGUCAGUCGAACGUCUGCAGAGUCUUAAGAAACUCGUCGUAUUGUAGAAGUGCGACAGUCAAUUCGUUUGCAAACGAGUAGUCGUAUCACGACUGAAGAAAAUUCAAAUUUCUCUUUUGAUUCUUUGCUGUUAAUGUUAAAACAGUAAUAUACAGCAGACUCGUGCUCACGGAAUAUCUCUGAAUUUAAUUUACGCCGUUCAGUCUACCAGAUGACCAGUCUAUCAUGGCAAACUUUCAACGUCUCGUAAGCAUCGCGCUAAUAUUGUAUUCCUGUUUAAUAACGACAUUACGGACUUCGGAGGUGAGCGUCAUAAAGCCGACAAAGCAGAAAGCUGAGACAUUACGAUUAGUCAACGCGGUAUUUAGACAUGGCGAUCGUAUAAUAGACAGAUCGAUUCAAGAAUCUUAUCCACACGAUCCGUACAAAAGUCAGAAUUUCUAUCCAGACGGCGACGGGCAGUUAACUAAAGACGGCAAGAAAAGGGCAUACGAAUUAGGACUAGCGCUAAGAGACCGAUACAGCAACUUUCUCGGGAAUGUGUAUUAUCCACCGGAUGUCUACGCACGUAGCACAUGGAUAACUCGAAGCAAGAUGACUCUACAAUUAGUCCUUGCGGGGCUUUACCCGCCUAUCGUUGACGUUCAAAAGUGGAAUUCGAAGCUUCUUUGGCAACCGACAGAUAUGAUAUACUUUCCACCUAAUUGCGAUCAGCUAAUGUUUCCAAUUGCAUGCUCUGAAUAUCGCGAUACUUUGCAAGAGCUGCUACAAAGUUCAGAAGUGAAAAAGAAAACAGAAGAGUAUAACGAUUUGAUGAAGAUAUUGUCAAACCAUACAGGACAUAAUAUCACCGAUCUCCUGGGUCUCACGCGUUUGCAUGCUACUUUAUAUAUAGAAACAUUUAUGGGAUUGCGUUUACCUGAGUGGACACAUAAUGUAUAUCCGGGUGGCAAACUUUUGAAUGCGUCGCUUGCAUUUUUCAAAAUACUUAAUCACGAGAGGUUAAAUAAUCUCAAUGGAGGUAUUUUAUUGACUAGAAUAAUUGACGACAUGAAUGAAGUAAUCAACGGAAGUACAAAGCAAAAAAUUAAUCUCUUCUCCGGACAUGACAUAAAUGUGGCUGCAUUGUUAUACACUCUAAAUCUAGACAUAAUCAAACAUCAAAUGCCAGAGUAUACGAGUACCGUUCUUGUAGAAUUACACGAAAAAAACAAAAAGUAUUUUGUCAAGGUGUUGUAUUAUUUAGGUAUUCCAUCGAAAACACUAGAACUUAGCAUUCCCGGCUGCGAAGUAUUAUGCCCGUACGAUAAAUUUAUCAAAUUAACUAAAAAGUCAACUCAACUAAGGAGCAGCAAGACAUUAAAAAAUCCAUGUGAUCCAAUGGCAUCGGAGAAAAAAGCAACCGAUCCACCAUUAACACCAUUUAAUACAUAGUCUGAAGAUUAACGAACGUCUGAAUGAAGCUUCAAAGUUUUUAUAAGAAUUUCUCACGAAACUGAGUAUCCAUACAGUAAUAUUUCUUUUGCGAAAUAUGUAUUCUAUUCUCUUAUUAGAAAUAGAAUUAAGAUUACUCGAGAUUACAUUUAUGUCGAAUGAUAGGUGAGAUUUCUAACGUUAUUGUUAGCAGCUCAAUUUUAUUUGAAAUAACGUAACGAAAUAGUUGAUCAGGAAAGAGAACACGUUUUAUAAUAUCUCAUUUUACAACGUCCUCAAUUUUACAGUACAUACAGUAGUAUAGUUUUACAAUACCGUCUUCUAUCUAACGUAAUAAAAUCGGCGUAGCAGUCAGUUUUAUUACAUUUUCCUCAUUAUAUCCGAUAUCGUAACGCACGAAAACUAGAUGCCCAUACGAUCGCGGAAAGUUAAGUUCGUUAAGUAUGCUGAGAGCCGUGUCUUAUCGAAGACACGGAGCUCAGAUCCUCCGCCUACCGUGCCGUAGCAUAACAAUUACCCUAUUAUUUCGCACACACCGCCGCGGCGAUUCGUUGGGCCUAUACACCGCAACAUUUCCGUUCCACGAUAUACUCUCAACUUCCAUUAAGGCUAAAUCUUUUCGGCCGUCGCGUAAGCAGAUAUCAACGUUGAAGUUUAAUUUGCCCUUUUACGUUAUCACCACUUAUGUGCGAGAAACCGAUGAAUUUUAUUUUGAUUUGAUUCCAAAUGAGUCUUUUAUAAUAUAAUAUGUUGUAUUAUAAAAGGAAAAUUAU
Wasmannia auropunctata (little fire ant) is the source of this 2290-nucleotide messenger RNA. Its product is annotated as venom acid phosphatase Acph-1-like. The record is from RefSeq and is a predicted model, not a curated record. Lineage: Eukaryota; Metazoa; Arthropoda; Insecta; Hymenoptera; Formicidae. Gene Ontology annotation, biological process: dephosphorylation. Gene Ontology annotation, molecular function: phosphatase activity. The transcript is spliced from 7 exons. The coding region runs from base 309 to 1517 and encodes 402 amino acids.